Messenger RNA from Staurois parvus, 476 nucleotides. The record is from the annotation of a GenBank genome assembly. Lineage: Eukaryota; Metazoa; Chordata; Amphibia; Anura; Ranidae.
AUGCGCCCCUGUACCGCCUCCUCAUGCUGCUGCCAGGCCCGUAAUCUGCCAUGGGCCCCCGUACCGACUCCUCAUGCUGCUGCCAGGCCCGUAAUCUGCCAUGGGCCCCUGUACCGCCUCCCCAUGCUGCUGCCAGGUCCAGAGUGUGUCAUGGGUCCCCUGUACGGCCUCCCAUUGCUGCUGUCUCUAUCGCCACACUCUGCCAUGUGCCACUUUCAGGUCUCCUCACACUGCUGGUGGUUUCCAUUUUUGUCAUAGGGUGCUGUAUGGCCUCCCAUUGCUGCUGCCUCCACCGCCACACUGUGGCUCCACACUCUGGUUUUGGCCCCGUGACUGCCCAAAUGAGUGAAGUGUGCGGUGAUUCUAAGAUCGACGGCACUCAUCUGCAUGUCAUACUGACUGACAGUAUUAUUUCUCUUCCCCAGCAGACUCCAAGGGCAUUUAAAUUAAAGGUACAGUGUUCAGCACUAAUAUUA